Poecilia reticulata (guppy) is the source of this 1606-nucleotide messenger RNA. It is a transcript of the gene nudt9, whose product is annotated as nudix (nucleoside diphosphate linked moiety X)-type motif 9. The record is from RefSeq and is a predicted model, not a curated record. Gene Ontology annotation, molecular function: ADP-ribose diphosphatase activity. NCBI's taxonomy places the organism in Eukaryota, Metazoa, Chordata, Actinopteri, Cyprinodontiformes, Poeciliidae.
CUUGCCUACGUCAUCACGCAAAGGAGUGCACUUCCUGUUCACGGCAUUGGGUGGGUUGUGUAGAUGAUUUACUCAUAACGUUCAAGGAAUGCUUUUCUCACCUUCGAGACGAUACUGGACAAGUGCUAUUCGUUUGGCGAUAACUCUGUUUGGACUCCCGUUGACCGCCUCCACCUCUGGAGCAAGACCUGCGGUUCUUUGCUCAUCCCAUCAUCUUUACAGAACCAGUAAACAUAUUAAACCUAUUUGUGGGGACUAUUACACCAGCAGUAUCGGGACCAUGCCCUCCCCAGCAGGUCCUCAUGUAAAAGCCAGAUGUCCACAGUAUCCAGAGUCCACCAUCAAGCGCUUCGCUGUACCUGACGACAAGGUGGACUGGAAUCAGAAAUGGCCCGAGUACAGCCCAGUCAACCACACUGCUCCAGUUGUUUUAAAGAAGCCAGUCUGGGCUGAUCCCGAUAUUGGUUCCUUCUCUCCAAAGUUCAAUGCUGUUGAUGGUGCUGUGGACAGGUCGAGCUUUGAGGGAAAAUACGAAGUGGAAAAUGGGAAGCCAUUAAACCCUCGUGGACGCACUGGUUUGACUGGACAAGGUUUGCUUGGACGAUGGGGACCCAAUCAUGCAGCUGACCCUGUUGUCACAAGAUGGAAGGUWGAUGCCAGCGGAGCAAAGAUUCAUCACUCGGCCUCCAAAAAGCCCAUCYUGCAGUUUGUGGCCAUCAAGAGGAGAGACUGUGGGGAGUGGGCCAUUCCAGGGGGGAUGGUGGAUCCAGGUGAACAGGUUUCCCUCACGCUGCAGCGGGAGUUCUCGGAGGAAGCCCUGAACUCGCUUUCAGUUAAGCAGUCGGAGAGGGAAGACAUCCACAAACGCAUCCAAAAACUGUUCGGGUCUACAGGGUUUCAGGUCUACAAAGGAUAUGUUGAUGAUCCAAGAAACACCGACAACGCCUGGAUGGAGACGGUCGCCGUCAACUUUCACGAUGAAGCGGGCGACAGUGUGAGCGAGCUGCCUCUGCAGGCUGGCGAUGACGCAGGACAUGUCCAGUGGGUGGACGUGGACUCGUCCUUCGGCCUCUACGCAAGCCACUCCCACUUCUUGGAGCUGGUUGCCAGAGAGCGGCAGGCCCACUGGUAAUCAGGAGACAAAAGGCUGCUCUGACGUUACGAUGAGGCAAAGCAGAGCCUGAAGAGCUCUCGUCCAUUCAGCACGCACGACCCCUAAUGGGAGCGUUUCCACUAAUUAUUUAAUGAUAUUCUGAACUAAUAACAGGAAACACAAAGUGAGUUUAAUCAGGUGGCAUGACAAAGCAAAAAAAAGAAAAACAAACAAACAAAAAGAAAAAAGAAGUAUUGUAACUAUGAGGUUUAUGUACAUCUAUGAUAAAGCCAUGGUCAGAGAUUUGAAUGCUUUUUUGAUUCAUUUGAUCAAACGGCUCCACGGAGGGUUUAAAGUGUGACCUUUUAUGUUGCCAUAUUUAUUGAAUUCCCCCCAAAAAUUCUGCUUUGCRCCUUAUGUAGGUAUAGUCACCAUUUGAGCUCUUCCACGUCACUGUAAAGGGCAAGGGAAAGGAAGCAYGGUUUAGUAUUUAAAUAAACAAAAAUCUGACAA